Messenger RNA from Marmota flaviventris (yellow-bellied marmot), 1473 nucleotides. It is a transcript of the gene Rnf126, whose product is annotated as ring finger protein 126. Gene Ontology annotation, biological process: protein ubiquitination. NCBI's taxonomy places the organism in Eukaryota, Metazoa, Chordata, Mammalia, Rodentia, Sciuridae. Gene Ontology annotation, molecular function: ubiquitin protein ligase activity. The record is from RefSeq and is a predicted model, not a curated record. Gene Ontology annotation, cellular component: cytoplasm.
CGGAGGCGGCGGCGGCCAUGGCCGAGGCGUCGCCGCAGCCCGGACGGUACUUCUGCCACUGCUGCUCGGUCGAGAUCGUGCCGCGCCUGCCGGAUUACAUCUGCCCCAGGUGUGAGUCUGGUUUUAUCGAGGAGCUUCCAGAAGAGACCAGGAAUACAGAAAACGGUUCCGCUCCCUCCACGGCCCCCGCUGACCAGAGCCGGCAGCCCUUUGAGAACGUGGACCAGCACCUGUUCACACUGCCCCAGGGCUACGGACAGUUUGCUUUCGGCAUCUUUGACGACAGCUUUGAGAUCCCCACGUUCCCUCCUGGGGCACAGGCCGAUGACAGCAGGGACCCUGAGAGCCGGAGGGAGAGAGAACACCAGUCCCGGCACCGGUAUGGCGCCCGGCAGCCCCGAGCCCGCCUCACCGCCAGGCGGGCCACCGGCCGGCACGAAGGCGUCCCCACGCUGGAAGGGAUCAUCCAGCAGUUGGUCAACGGCAUCAUCACUCCGGCCACCAUCCCCAACUUGGGCCUGGGCCCCUGGGGCGUCCUGCACUCCAACCCAAUGGACUACGCCUGGGGGGCCAACGGCCUGGAUGCCAUCAUCACGCAGCUCCUCAACCAGUUUGAAAACACGGGCCCCCCUCCCGCAGACAAGGAGAAGAUCCAGGCCCUGCCCACCGUCCCCGUCACCGAGGAGCACGUAGGCUCUGGGCUUGAGUGCCCCGUGUGCAAGGACGACUACGCGCUGGGCGAGAGUGUGCGGCAGCUGCCCUGCAACCACCUGUUCCACAACGGCUGCAUCGUGCCCUGGCUGGAGCAGCACGACAGCUGCCCUGUCUGCCGCAAGAGCCUCACCGGACAGAACACGGCCACCAACCCCCCGGGCCUGACUGGGGUGAGCUUCUCGUCCUCCUCCUCGUCCUCCUCCUCCUCCUCGCCCAGCAACGAGAACGCCACGAGCAACUCCUGAGCCGGCGCCAGCUCCAGCUCCCAGGCCGCUGCGCAGCUCCGGCAGGCCCCAGGCUGCGCGCCAGGCUCGGGGACCCGGCUCUCCAGGGGACCAGAGCUCAGCCAGCCCCAGCCACGCAGCCCUGGAGGGACAUCCGUGCCCAGCUGCUCCCUGCACGGAGGGGUGUGGGCCACAUGUCCCCUGCAGGGCACCAGCCUUCUGUCCCAUCUCUAACCUCACCCUCCAAACGUUCAACGGUGGAAAGGUUUUUAUGAUUUUAAAUUAUUACUGCUUUGAAAUAAAUGGACGUUUUAGCUCUCGCGCGGCCACGCAUGAUCUGUGCAGCUGCUCCGCCAGAGCCGCGUGUGCCACCUGGACGGGCCACGGGGCCUCGGACCGCACAGCGAGCGCCGGCCUCGGGACCACAAGGGUGACCAGCAGAACCAGGAACAAAACUGCUCUAACAGACGUUUUUUAAAGGGAAAAAAUAUGUGUAUCUUGAAAGCUAUUUAAAAUACACUUACUUGAAAGAGGA